AUGAAAGUAGCAAAAGAUCACUUAUGGGCAGGGCGAUUCAGUCUUGGAGAAAAGAUUGGAGCCGGUGGCUUUGGCCAGAUAUAUGAAGCCGAAGAUACAAGGCAGCAUAUUAAAGUUGCUCUUAAAAUUGAACCGAAUGAUGUCAAAAAUUCACCACUUGAAAUAGAGUCUAAGAUGUAUGGUGUAUUCACUAACAAUAAUUACGUCCCUAAAAUGUAUUUUUAUGGUUCAGAUAGCGAUAAAAACCUAUUAGCGAUUGAUUUACUUGAUAAAUCUUUAGAAAAGCAUUUAGCAGACUGUAAACGUAAAAUGUCGCUUAAAACAGUUCUAAUGCUUAUCGAUCAAAUGAUAACUUGCGUUCAAUACAUACAUAGUUGUGAUUUUAUUCAUAGAGAUAUUAAACCGGAAAAUUUCAUGACCGGAUGCGGAGAAUUUAGCAAAAGGAUAUAUAUUAUCGACUUUGGAUUAUGCAAAAGGUAUCGUAAUCAAUAUAACCAUCAACAUAUACCAUAUACAGAAGGAAAUAGCCUAACUGGCACUCCCAGAUACGCCUCGAUUAAUGCUCUUGCUGGUGGCAAGCAAUCAAGAAGAGAUGACAUGGAAUCUCUUGGAUACGUUUGGAUUUACCUUCUCAAAGGCGAAUUACCAUGGAUGGAUGAGAAAUCCGAGGAUGUUAAUGUCAAAUUUGCGAAAGUACUUAAAAAGAAACAGUCAACAAAAAUAGAAGAUCUUUGCAAAGGAUUACCAAUCGAAUUUACAAGAUAUUUCGAAAUGAUUAAGUCACUACAGUUCCACCAAGAGCCAGAAUACGAUCAAUACAGACAAAUGUUCAGAACUCUCUUCGAUUCUGAAGGAUUUGAAAGAGAUUACAUUUAUGACUGGUCAAAUGUCGAAUCUGAACAAGCAGAAGCAAAGCAAAAUGGUACAGCAGGAUAUCGCCGCACAAAGAGAGCAAGAAAGGUUGUUCAAGUCGAAGAAUUACUUGCAAUGAAAUCAAAUGCAAAGGUUGAAGAAGACAAGACACCAACAGAAGAUUCAAAGGGAGGAUUUAUCCUUGGAAGAGGCCACAGAGAGAAAGUUGAAGCUCAAAAACAAGCUGCAGCUCAAUCCGCUGAAGAAUCUGCUCCAAAACAAAAAAUUGUGAGGAAAAGAACAAUGACACGCGGAGUAUCUUCACCAAUGAUGGCUCCAACACCUGGAAUUGAUACAAAGGCGAAGAUGACAAUGGAAAUGAAUUAUUUCAAACCUCCACCGCCGCCACCACCGAAAAUUGCAUCAAGAAUUUGA
Trichomonas vaginalis G3 is the source of this 1287-nucleotide messenger RNA. Its product is annotated as STKc CK1 domain-containing protein. NCBI's taxonomy places the organism in Eukaryota, Parabasalia, Trichomonadida, Trichomonadidae. Bases 1 to 1287 code for a protein of 428 amino acids. Gene Ontology annotation, biological process: peptidyl-serine phosphorylation; signal transduction; endocytosis. The record is from RefSeq and is a predicted model, not a curated record. Gene Ontology annotation, cellular component: nucleus; cytoplasm. The transcript has a single exon. Gene Ontology annotation, molecular function: protein serine/threonine kinase activity; ATP binding.